UUGUACGGUACCCUAAUGAUUUUUUUGCGAAUACGCCAUGCACUUGUAGUUUAUAACACACACACACACACACACACACAAGCUGACGGGUACCGGAGUGAUUUAUAUCAACGCCUACCUUCCCUUGGCGUGUGCUUGCGGAAGAGCCGUUACCUGGUUACAGGGGAGUGAUGGAGCAUUGAGUAAUGUAAUGUUCAGGACUCCACAGAUAUGAGAGUUUCUCUCUCGCUCGCCGAGUCAAGCCACCACGCGCUGUUCCUGCAGCAUCUUCGGAACGCGCAACCAACACCUUGUCCAGGAAAAACGGUUUAAUCUCCGCCUUAAGUUAAAAAAUAUCUCCACGAAGAGUCUCCAGUUUGUCAUAUUCCCAAUAGUAAGGACCAAGUUGGCCGACAAAUAUUGGUUUAAGGACAAUGGCCCCCAGCUGAAGGCAGUGACGGCAAGAGGGUGAGAUGGAGCUGACCUCAACAGACGCCUCUGCUGCGCUGAGCUUAUGGGGCAACAGCUCCAUUCCUGGUUUCCUCCUUAACGAGAGCGUUCUCAAUGACACCUGUUUCCUCAAUGCUUCAAACUGCACCAAUGAGACAGAUCCGGGGAACCGAGCAGGAACGAGCAUGGCAGGAAUCCUCAUCCCUCUCAUUUACAUAAUCGUCUGCGUCGUCGGCCUGGGAGGAAACUCUCUUGUCAUUCACAUCGUCCUGCACUACUCCAAGACGGAGUCGGUGACCAACAUCUACAUCCUGAAUCUAGCUAUAGCCGAUGAGCUCUUCAUGCUGGGCCUUCCAUUCCUCGCUGUGCAGAACGCCAUGCACUCCUGGCCCUUCGGCUCAUUCACGUGCAGGUUGGUCAUGACCGUUGACGGCAUUAACCAGUUCACCAGCAUCUUCUGCCUCACCGUAAUGAGCAUCGAUCGCUACCUGGCCGUGGUACAUCCAAUUCGGUCCUCUAAAUGGAGGCGACCACAGGUGGCCAAGGCUGUGAAUGGAACAAUCUGGGCAGUCUCCUUUUUGGUGGUCUUGCCUGUGGUGAUUUUUGCAAACGUGCAACGAGAAGGAGGAAUCUGCAACAUUAUAUGGCCGGAGCCAGCCAACAUCUGGGGAGCAGCAUUUAUAAUUUACACCUCCACAGUUGGCUUUUUCUGUCCCUUACUAGUCAUCUGCAUGUGUUAUCUCCUCAUUGUGAUCAAGGUCCGCAGCUCAGGAAAGAAGGUUCAUGCCACGUCAACCAAACGGCGCAAGUCGGAGCGAAAGGUCACACGAAUGGUGGUGAUAGUGGUGGCUGUGUUUGUUUUCUGCUGGAUGCCGUUUUACGCCCUCAACAUCAUAAACCUGGUGGAAUCGCUCCGUGACGAGCCGCAGGGCCUGCAUCUUUUCGUAGUGGUAUUGUCUUAUGCCAACAGCUGUGCUAACCCUAUUGUUUACGGCUUCCUUUCGGACAACUUCAAGCGGGGUUUCCGGAAAGCCCUAUGCCGCUCAUCUCGAAGGGUCGAGAACCACGAGCCCACCGAACAGCAGCAGCAGCAUCAGCAUCAGGAGGAACGAAGAAGAGUGCUCAUGCCCAGGGAAAGCCUUAGAAGAGCAGUGAGAGAUGAAGAGGAUGAGGAAGAAGAAGAGGACAGGGAGGAAGUGACAGAGAUGACGGAAAUUUGCAGGAUUACUCAGAAUGGAAAUGGAAGCGGACAAGCUGAAAGUACACGAGCGCUUUUCUUAGAGCGACCCUCGGGUACAGGGGUUUCUGAGGUAUGUUCGCCAGACAGGAGAGGCACGGGUGGGGGUGCUGUUGGUAAAGGACCGGGAUUUGGGCCUGCUGCAACCUUGCUGAACGGGGCCAAAAAUGGGAAUGUGAAAACACUGCCAGAGGAACCAGUGGAAAAGAACACCUCACUGGAGAUCAGCUACUUGUAAACUUGUGAUCUGUUUCCAGCUGGAAAAAUAGUAUUAUUGUACAUGCCUCUGUUCAGUCUAGUUACUUUCUCUCCUGGAGUCUAUCAAUUCGUCUUAAUGUCUGAGUUUACUAUGAAAUUUCCUUCUGGUAAUUAGACUUAAUGAUAUGGAAGUGUACAAUUUUAAAGCAGAAUUUAAAAAUUCACAAUGGAUUUUGCCUUAUUUAUAGGACUUGGCAAAUCAAAACAAGGGUUUUCUGCAGCAUUUCAUGGUUUCAGUACCUAUAUGGGACCAGCACCACAAUAUGUGAAGCAUCUAUGUGCCUUUUUCUAAAUUUAUUGAGGAGAUUUAAUCAAUGCAAUGAAUCCAUGGCUACGACUGGGCACUAGAUCACUAAGUACAUUUGCAUGCACAUUUGCUUGAUUAUAACUGUGCAUGGAAACGUACUUAGUGAGACUUGUAGCAUGUUAAUGUGAUAAAAUAAUGGAGAAGAUUUUGUACAUGUAAACAGGUCAGUAAUUAUAUACCACACAAAUUCCUACAUCAGCUUGUAGUUUUCUGUAAAUAUAUUUUGUAUGUGCUUUUUGCCUUACUUGUAAAAUUAUUGUGCACUAAUUGAAAUCUGUUGCAAACAAGUCUUCAAAUUCAAUUGAAUCACAUUGUUAUAUUAUACAGUUUUGUGCUGUCUAUCAGUUGUGUUCUUGUUUAUUGGUUAUUUUUUAACCCCUUACACAAAUAUUCAACAUGACAUGAACAUCGGCCCUAAAACUGAAUGUACAUUAUCCAGAUUAUCAUCUAUUUAUGACAUAUUAUAAUGCACCACUGUUGGACUACUUGAUAAAUUCCAAUGAAAAAUUCUCUUCCAAACACCCCUUUAGCCAUCCCACCCAAAAGACAAACAUACACACUCAGGUACUGAGCUUAAAGGGAUAGUUCACCCAAAAAUGAAAAUUCUGUCAUUAUUUACUCAAAUUCAUACAGGUUUAGAUGAUGACAAAAUUUUAAUUUUGGGGUGAACUAUCCCUUUAAAGGGAAAUGAAAAGGUCAUUAUUUACUCACCCUCAAGUAAUUCCAAACUUAUAUGAUUUUCUUCUGUGAAGCACAAAAUGAGAAUUUUGUUUGUCCACAAGGUCAAAAAACAUACCUUAGAGUAGCCCAUAUGUCUGUUUUCUGAAUCAAUACGAUAUGUAUGUGUGGGGGACAGACCAAAAUUGAAGUUGUUGUUCACUGAUAAUUUCUUUUCACACAAAGUGACUUUCCUAAGACUUGGAACAUACUAUUUUUAUGAUACUUUUUAAUGUAUUUUGUCAUUUUUGGAGUUUGAAAGACAUUAUGAACUGCAGUUGCUGCAAUUGCAGAAAAGAGCUUUGUGGCGAUUCUUCUAAAAGUCUCUUUUUGUGUACUAAUGAAAAUAUAACGGCAUGCAAGUUUAAAACAGCACGAGGGUGAACAAAUAAUGAAAAAAAGUUUAUUUAACACCAGAACAUCAGUUCUUUGAGCCUGACCUUAGGACCACUGGGUUUAUCCAACACCAGCUAAAGAGGUUUAAGUGCCUCCAAUUAUAAUGUAAUUCAUGCUCUAAUUCCACACACAGACAGCAUAUGCUACACAUACAUUAAAAUUCCACAGCGUCCCUUCACAGUGCCGUAAUAUGCUUAUGUGACAUUCAGAUACCCUUUUCUGAGUGUUAUAAAUAAACGUUAACUAUUGAGAUCAUAGCAAGCACAAACAUAUCAACUACACUCCCCACCGACCUACACCACCUCCUCCUACGCACAUGCUCACACUCAGAUGGGUUUGGAGGCGUAUAGAAAGCCAUUGCAGACGCAUUAUGGAGAGAGAAAGAGAGAGAGAGAACUACCACCAUUUCCAUAAUGACUCUGUGGAUUUCACAGCUUUCGUUCAGAACUGAUUGUUUAAAUAUUAAAAAAGAAUGUGUAAAAAGCUGUGCGACAAUGUUAUUCUGCUGUUUACUAUGGUUAUUUUUAAUUGUUGUGCUAUGUGACAUUUAUUGCACACUGUGUUUACUAUCGACCUGCUCAGAGAAGCUGCCGUUUGUGGCUGUGGGAAGAGAGGCGCCCAUCCUGUGACCUUAUGAUUGGACAGCUCUCCGUAUCUAAAUGAAUCUCUGUGAUUCACUGGACGCUUGACACCCACCGGGGCCCACCCACACAUGAUAUGGAUGCACAAAGAGGCAAAUAAUGCUGAAGGCUGCUUGUGAACGCUGUGAUAUUAUUCAUUUCUUGGCGCAGACUUAUACGGGCCUCUUGUGCAAAUAAAAAGCCAUUUGCUCAAGGAUAAAAAUACUUAGCUGCCCAUGUGUCCUUAGUCAGUACUUUAUCAAGUGCAAAGGAAGGUUUUUUUUUCUGUAACACCAAAUUUAUAAUCUUCUGUUAAUUUCAGCUCUUUAAAAUGUAUAAAACAUUGUUCUUCACUGAAGGCUUAUUCAUUUUAAAUUGUUUAUAUGUUUGAACCACGCAAGUACGUGAACGGACGCAUCUUGCUACGAAAGCUUGAUUUCAUACAAGUACACGUUGCAUUCUCAGCAUUGCCACAAGAGGUGCUGUAGAGAGAUGACAUAUUUUUGUUGGUCAAAACCUGAAAACGAGCAUUUUAGCACUUUCGGUUCAAUCGCCCUGAAGUUAGUGGGGUUUUUAAGGGUUAAACGCCUGAAAUAAAGUCUGUUGUUGACACAAGCUUAAGAUAGUUUUACUUUUUUUGUUCUACAACAUAAAGUACAUCAGUAAUACCCCCUUUUAAAUUUUAAAACAUUUACUUGUAUUAAAAACAAAUGGCAACCUACAGACGUUGUCGGGGACAUUAAACAUCAUCAUGGCGAACAGCUAAGCCCAUUUACUCCGCUUUCGUAGCCUCAUUGUGUUUAAAGUCACGCUUUUGCAAACUAUUCUAAUUCAAACUUUAAGGGAAAAUGUUUUUUUUUUUUUUAAAUAAAGACUAAAAGAGUUGUCAGAAGCUUAGUAGUUAUGACUUAGUGAGUCAUGUGACUGUGGUUCAGUUAAUUUAUAGCCUAUGUUAAGUUUACGAUUGAAUUUAGGCUUCAAAAUUCAUAGAAGUUGUGUGCAUUUGUUAAGAUUAUCAUGAUGAAUAAAACAUGUAAGAAUCAUAAACUUAUGUUGGUCACAGAGCUUUUUUUCUGCAAUAAUCCAAAAGCCAAUGGAAAAAUCCUGUUAACCUCAGUAUAUUUAUACCACUUACCAGAAUAAUAACCUACACAUCCGUUUUAAAGUCAGCGACAUCUGAAUGUAACUAUCGCCCCCUUGAAGUUUGUUAAGGUGCGGUCACAUUAGAGAAUUUUUUUGUGGAAAAAAAGUCUAUUGUCAGUUGUUUAGUGAUAUAUGAAUUAAAAACUCACACAGAAGUCACUUUUUAAACCAAGCAGCUUUCUGCUGGUCAACGCAGUGAAUUUUGCGUAACCAGCUCGAACCCAUCACGAAAUCUGCAUGGUAAAAUCUUUCGCCCCCACGCAAAAUUCCCCUUGACAUGGAUUCCUACUGAAAUUGCUGUAUUUUGCCUUCAAAAAUUUGCCAAACAACAGUAAAUGUGACCACACAUUUGUUGGCGUUCACGUACUUGGGUACUAGAUAAAAUUUUCUCUUUAAAAAGUUUUGCUCUCACUGAAGGGUGCAUUGUGUUAGAUUAAAUCCUUUCAUGUAAAUCACUGUGUGUAGUCUGAAAUUUACCAAAUUCUAGAUUUAUAUAUAAAUAAAUAUUUUGUCUCUGUGA
Ctenopharyngodon idella (grass carp) is the source of this 5627-nucleotide messenger RNA. It is a transcript of the gene sstr3a, whose product is annotated as somatostatin receptor 3. The coding region runs from base 453 to 1904 and encodes 483 amino acids. Gene Ontology annotation, biological process: neuropeptide signaling pathway. Gene Ontology annotation, cellular component: membrane; neuron projection. The transcript has 2 exons. NCBI's taxonomy places the organism in Eukaryota, Metazoa, Chordata, Actinopteri, Cypriniformes, Xenocyprididae. The record is from RefSeq and is a predicted model, not a curated record. Gene Ontology annotation, molecular function: somatostatin receptor activity; neuropeptide binding.